Gopherus evgoodei (Goodes thornscrub tortoise) is the source of this 626-nucleotide messenger RNA. RefSeq names its product protein phosphatase 1 regulatory inhibitor subunit 11 (gene PPP1R11). Lineage: Eukaryota; Metazoa; Chordata; Testudines; Testudinidae. Gene Ontology annotation, cellular component: nucleus. The transcript has 3 exons. Bases 37 to 447 code for a protein of 136 amino acids. The record is from RefSeq and is a predicted model, not a curated record. Gene Ontology annotation, molecular function: protein serine/threonine phosphatase inhibitor activity; protein phosphatase 1 binding.
AACCGGGGCCGCGGAGGGCGGGGGCCGGGCAGCGCCAUGGCGGAGGCGACGGCGACUGCGACAGCGGCGGCCGGUGGGAGGGCGGCCAGCGCCACCGUGACCGAGACCGUCACCAUCGAGCCGGAGAACCGCAGUCUGACAAUCAAGCUGAGGAAGCGAAAGCCAGAUAAGAAGGUGGAGUGGUCGAGCGACACGGUGGACAACGAGCACUUGGGCCGUAGGUCGUCCAAAUGCUGCUGCAUCUACGAGAAGCCACGGGCCUUCGGCGAGAGCUCCACGGAGAGCGAGGACGAGGAGGACGAGGGCUGCGGCAACGCCCACUGCAUCCGGGGCCACAGGAAGGGGGAGCACGGGGGCCGGGGGGGUGGCGGCUCUGAGGGGGGCAGGGGCAGCCCCCGCAAGGCCGAGCCGCCGGGCCAGGACCACGCUGCAGCCAUGCAGCACUGAGCCCCCCCACCCCUGCCGGACUGACCCGGGGACGCGGGCGUGUGCAUCUGUCCCGUGAGCCUCGUGGCCUGCGAGCUGCUGUCGUCCGUCCGUCCCGCCCGGUGCCCCGGCGUGGAAUGUACCAAGCGACGGGCCGGCUGCGUCUCUGUGCUUCUCCAUUAAACGUCUGUGUCAGUGAC